UCUGAAAUAAUUACGUUUAAAUCAUAUUGGGAAUUUUUGAUAGACCAAUAAUUCUGUAGAACACACAGUUUAGCAGUUUUUUAAUCUAAUCAUUGUAAAAAUGCUGCAAAAAUUCACCAACUUUUUUUUUGCUAGAACCCCCACCUCGAAACUAGAUUGGCAGGUGAUCGAAGAAAGUCUAAGUCAAAGCUCUGAGUUGGAUCUACUGAAUGGUAAUGAAGAUCAAAUGUUCCUCUGCCAAGAAAAUAUUCUGAAUGCCACAGUGAAUCAUCCUCUCAAUCUGAAAUAUCCAUUGCCAGAAAUUUAUAUUCAUAGCUUCCUCAAAGCCCUUAUCAAUAAGGUGGAAAAAUACCCAUGUGAAAUUCAUUAUCAAGUUUUGGAAAAGUAUACCGACCUAGUGUGUAAAAAUCUAGCUGAUACGGAAUCUGGAUAUCGAACAUUUAUAAUUGAUGAGAGCACAAGCAUUAGUCUGAAAGAGAACAUCAGCAUCAUAUCAGAUGGAACCACGGGGCUCUGCACAUGGCAGGCGGCGUUUUAUUUGGCUGAAUGGUGUAUUGCAAACCGCGAAAGGAUUAGCGGGAUGACGGUCAUCGAACUCGGUUCGGGGGCGGGCCUUGCUGGUCUUACAUGCUAUAAAAUGUGCCAACCUCGAUUUAUAACUCUGACUGAUUUUCACCCAAAAGUAAUAGAGACGCUUCGUUACAACGUGAAAAAUAAUCAAGUAAUCACAUCACGAAGCGGUUCGUCGAUUAAUGUCCAGUCGUUAGAUUGGAUGGAGUUUAGUAAAAACGAAAAUGACUUAGAGGCAGAUCUUGUUCUAGCUUCAGACGUCGUUUACGAUGAAGAGCUGAUUCCCUUCCUAGUAGGAACACUAGUGAAAUUACUUCAACCAAAGCGUAAUCUGAAUAUGUUACCCUCCGCUAUUAUCGCCUGUACGGAGCGGAAUGAAGAGACAUUGGAGCGCUUUUUGUCCGAACUGGGAAGUCGGCCACCAAGAGACGCACACGAUCGCAAAGUUGACAACUGUGAAAGUAACGGACCUUUUCGUUUCGCCGUUUGCCAAGAAAAAAAAAAUCUUCCAGCAAUAUGAACGGCAAAAAAAAAGAGAUUUGCUUCAUGGCCGGUGCGGGUCGUAUGACAUAAGAGCUGAUGAAUUAACGAGGUGAAAGUGUGCGCGGCAUACUUUUAUACGUGUGUAGCUAACCUACGUGUUAUGACACACUAGCGCCGUCGAGCGCGCAAAAACCCAUCAGGUAUGGUUUCUGGCAGUUUGCCUGUCUUUGCUUUAUAGUUCUUUGUCCGCGCCGUUUCUUUUUUGCAGGAGCAGAGAACUUUUAAAAGAGACAACAACUUUCCUUGGGCCCCUUUCCGUUGUUGUCGUACAAUCUUAGAUUAUACAACAGCUCUCUAUCG
Daphnia carinata is the source of this 1413-nucleotide messenger RNA. Its product is annotated as protein-lysine N-methyltransferase EEF2KMT-like. NCBI's taxonomy places the organism in Eukaryota, Metazoa, Arthropoda, Branchiopoda, Diplostraca, Daphniidae. The record is from RefSeq and is a predicted model, not a curated record. Gene Ontology annotation, molecular function: S-adenosylmethionine-dependent methyltransferase activity. The coding region runs from base 101 to 1090 and encodes 329 amino acids. The transcript is spliced from 6 exons.